This is a messenger RNA of Rhipicephalus sanguineus (brown dog tick), 3308 nucleotides long. RefSeq names its product hydroxymethylglutaryl-CoA synthase 1. Gene Ontology annotation, biological process: acetyl-CoA metabolic process. Lineage: Eukaryota; Metazoa; Arthropoda; Arachnida; Ixodida; Ixodidae. Gene Ontology annotation, molecular function: hydroxymethylglutaryl-CoA synthase activity. The transcript has 9 exons. The record is from RefSeq and is a predicted model, not a curated record. The coding region runs from base 317 to 1816 and encodes 499 amino acids.
GCAAGCCGACUUUGAGUUUCGCGUUUUUUCAGUCGGGGACGAAGAGAAGUGAUAGCCGGACGCGUCUCAGACUCGUCGACGCUAGGCGCCGAUACAACCAUCACUCGUUCACGUCGUUGGAGCUCUUGGUGUACACGUGCACGUUCACAACUGCUAACGAGUGACACGACCGACGUAGUACGCUCUGCUGUGUGUGUCUUCUCGCACGUUCGAUCACUGUGCGCGUGAAUUGGUGCACGCCGAGUUUCUAGACGACUCUUUGACGUCUCCACUACGCCUGAGGAUUUCUGGAAGAACACCGAGUGGAAAAAAGACGAUGCCUAGUUUUAAGCAGAACGAGACGCGCGGCUGGCCCGAGAAUGUCGGCAUCCUUGCCAUGGAGAUCUACUUCCCGUACCUCUACGUGGACCAGACCGAGCUUGAGGCUUACGACGGCGUGUCGACUGGCAAGUACACGGUUGGCCUCGGUCAGGACCGCAUGGGCUUCUGCUCCGACCGUGAGGACAUCAACUCGCUCUGCCUGACCGUGACGAGCCGUCUUCUGGAACGGACAGGCGUGCCCCCCAGCCGCAUCGGCCGCCUCGAGGUCGGCACCGAGACGCUCGUCGACAAGUCCAAAAGUGUCAAGACGGUUCUCAUGCAGCUGUUUGAGGAAGCAGGCAACACAGACAUUGAGGGUGUGGACACAACCAAUGCCUGCUAUGGUGGCACGGCGGCACUGUUCAAUGCAGCCGCGUGGGUGGAGUCCAGUGCCUGGGACGGACGCUACGCCAUUGUGGUGGCCGCCGACAUUGCCGUGUACGCCACGGGCCCUGCCAGGCCCACAGGUGGCGCCGGUGCUGUGGCCAUGCUUGUCGGACCCAACGCAGCUCUUGUCCUAGAGAGAGGUGUGAGGUCGACCUACAUGAGUCACGUGUAUGACUUCUACAAGCCAGAUCUCCUCUCGGAGUACCCACGUGUCGACGGCAAGCUGUCGGUCGAGUGCUACAGCAGAGCCCUGGACAAGUGCUAUGCCGGUUUCUGCAAAAAGGCGAGAGCCGUUCGUGCCGAAGAGCACCACGACAGGCCGGUGACCCUAGACGACCUGGACGCCAUGCUGUUCCACGCUCCGUACGGGAAGCUGGUGCAAAAGAGCCUGGCCAGGCUUGUGCUCAAUGAUUUUCUGCGGGACUCGACAUCCCCUAAGUAUGCCAGCCUAGCUGGCUUCAGCUCUGUACAUUUAGAGGAGUCUGUGUUUGAUCGAGACGUGGAGAAGGCCUUCAUGAAGUUCAGCCAGCAGAUGUUUGAGGACAAGACCAAGCCAAGCCUCCUGGUGUCCAACCAAGUGGGCAACAUGUACACACCCUCUCUCUACUCCUGCCUCGCAUCUUACCUCGCGAGCUUUCCCGUAUCCCAGUUAGCAGGCAAGCGCAUUGGGAUGUUCUCAUACGGUUCCGGCCUAGCAGCGACCCUGUUCAGCCUCUGCGUGACAAACAACUUGGGGCCGGACUCGGCACUGCACGAGCUGCAUGCCAGCCUGGUUGACCUGCGUGCGCGGCUUGCCCAGCGCCGCAAGGUAGCACCCGAGGAGUUUGCCCUCAUCAUGAAGCUCCGUGAGGAGACACACCAUCAAGCACCGUACACGCCCGUCGGUCCUUUGGAUGACCUCUUUCCGGGCACAUGGUACCUUGCAUCGGUGGACAGCAUGCACCGGCGGCAUUAUCAGCGCCUGCCACUUGCAACUGCAAACGGAAAGGCUCCAGUGGCAACCACGCUCAAGGAGUUCAACAGCAGCGAGGUGACUACCAACGGUCAAGCCAUCGCACACGAGACCUAGCAACGCGGAAGAACCUGUGGCGUUGGCGAAGACCGUCCGUGUGCUUCACUGCCUCUUUCCUUCCCUUCCUUUUCUAGCUCGGUUUUGUUAUUCGUUUCCUUUAACGUCAGUUUAUCAGCCACAUUAUUACUUUUUUUUUCCUUCAUCCCACCUUUAAUUUACCCUGCGUUAACAUUGUAGCGACGGUUAUUUUAAUGAACAUUUUUCUUCACUACAAAGCUGAGCAAAGUACUCCCGCGAGCCUCCAAACAAAACUGUCUCCGCGUCGCGACGACUGGCCGUCGUCGUCGACUCCGGUACACGGUAUCUCGCCGCCUCGGAAACGCCCGCACGUUGUGUCGUCGGACUCUGCCUGGAGUUGUGUCAUCGAGCGCGCCGCGCGAGCGGCGCGCAGGGAACUACAGUGGCCUUGGAUGAGGAGCGUGUUGAAGUCUCGUUAGCGUAUGUUGGGAAGGAAAGAAGGAAAGCGUUGAGGAGUUGCGUGCAUUUUACGUUGUUGGCUCUGUUGUAGAAGAUAUAAAAGUCGUUGUAUGCGAUGGGAUCGUGUGAAAUGCCUGCUGAAGCUGGAAAUAUGUAGGGAUAGAUUCCAGUGUACAUACGUCUCACUGCACAGCCCUUAGCCUCCACAGAAGGGGACAGUUGCUCUUUCAUAUCUUGCGUUUUCUUUUUUCAUACUGCCUGCCUGCGAACAAAAUGCAGAUUGUCGUGUCGAUAAGUGAGUAGUGCUGUUUACUGUGAAUAUAGCGAUGAAAUCGCAGUGGCACGGAGUUUUGUGAGGGGGUCGCGCACUUAAGUAUCCUUUGUUCGUUGACUGUUACGGCAUCACUUUGUUUGCGGAAGUUUUUGUUUUGCGAAUCCCAGUGAAAUGAAUUUACCUGUUGGACUCUGCUGCAAAAUGCCAUAACGGUCUUGGAACGAAGGUGAAAAAAAUGUGGAUCUUAUUGGCCACAGAAAAAAAAAAGGGCUGGGGGGUGGGGGGGGGGGGGGAUGUUGCCCAAUGUUUUCACAGUUAAUAUAAAGAUAAAAAUUUUGUCGUGUGUCUUACUUUCCUGCACUUUGUAGAGGAGACGGUAUGAGAAUGUGUUACCCAUUAACGCAUUACUGCUAAACCAAUGUGGAGGUGUUUUUUUUAUUUAUUCUGUUUUCUCGAGAGCACUUGUUUUAAUACUUUUUUUUUUCAUUUGGUAUGUGGGUUAUCGCGUAAUAUUUUGCAUAAUUUAGAGGAGCACGUAGUGCAGCUUUAUUCAGAAGAUUAUUGCCGUUUUAUUAGGAGAAAUGACCAAACAUUCGCGCGUAAAAUUUUUUAUACAUAGGAAUGUAAUAGGAAGUGACGUGCCGCCUUUUAUGCUGGAAGAGUUUGGAUAUGCAUUGGUGUCCUUCGUCGAUUGUUUUUCUAUGACAUCCGAUUGUAACCCAUAAUACCAAGAUACCUUUGAUCUGUGAUGCAAGGCGCAGCUUGUAUUGACAAAUAAAGGUUGUAAUUAUCUUUUUA